AUGGAAAAGAGCCUUUUAGUGUUUGGAGGCAGCGGAUUUGUAGGGUCAGCUAUAUUAAAGUACGCUGUGUCCCAAGGAAUUAAAUGCAUGAGCAUUUCGAGAAGUGGGAAACCUAGGCAUCCAGAACCAUGGCAGACCAAUGUGGAGUAUAUUCAUGGAGAUGCUUUAGAUCAAAGCUCCUAUAUAAAUCUAAUCCCGAAGGCAUCAGGUGUGAUACAUUCUAUUGGUGUCUUAAUUGAUUCAAGAACUCCUCUGAAUAUUUCAAAAACAUACCAAGGAAGCUAUGAGCAUAUAUCUAUUUAUUGUAAAUGAUGAGGGGUUUUUUAUAUAAAAAACAAUAGAAAAUUCAUAAUAAAUAGGUAUAUGAAUCGAGAUACAGCAUUAAAAAUCUGCGAACUUCUAGAAGGAAAAGACAAAACUUUUGUAUUUCUCAGUGCUGAAAGAGGUAUGUGGUUCUCACCAAGAUAUCUGCAAACAAAAAGACAAGUAGAAGACUAUUUAGCCGCAAACAGAGACAAAAUUCCAAGCGUGGUACUUAGGCCAGGCUUUAUGUUUGACAGCCAAGACUCUACCAAAAAUUUAUUAGCAACAGGCAUCAAUAUGCUGAACUGGGGAGAUGGUCCUUUGAAAUGGGCAGGCUUAAAUUGGGUAUCAGAAACCUUUGUUCCUAGCAAAAGUCAACAUGUAGAUUCUGUCGCUAAAGCUGCAGUUCUUUCAGCAUUAGUUCCUGAAUUUAGAGGGAGAACUUUAAAUGUAAGUGAUAUUGACGAAGUUGCACAAAAAUAUGAAAAAUUCAAUGCAUAG
Molecule: messenger RNA, 804 nt
Organism: Blepharisma stoltei
Lineage: Eukaryota; Ciliophora; Heterotrichea; Heterotrichida; Blepharismidae
Source: the annotation of a GenBank genome assembly